AUGCCGGUGUCCAAUAAAGAUAUUGCUGCUUUGAUUGUUCAGUUUUUAUCGUCUUCCAAUAGCUCUGUUAGUGAAGAAUACUCUGAUUCUCUCAAUGUUGCUAUUGAUUGUAUUACGGAGGCUUUUGAGAUCGAACGUGAAGAUGCUGACAACAUAGUUGCGAAGGCUUUUAAUAAUGAAGAUUUAAUUACCAUAAUCAAGAAAAAUUCCAACAGUACUACAAAAAGUCCUUUAAAUGUCGAGGAAACCACUGAGGAGUCAAAGAAAGCCGAGGAAUUGAAAUUAGAAGGUAACAAGGCUAUGGCAGUAAAGGACUUUGCUACUGCUAUUGCGAAGUAUUCAGAAGCUAUUGAAAUUUUACCAACAAAUGCUGUGUACUAUUCUAACAGAGCUGCUGCUUAUUCUUCGAUGAAGAAGUAUGAAGAAGCUAUAAAGGAUGCGGAAUCUGCCAUUAAAGCUGAUCCAUCUUAUUCGAAGGGCUAUUCUAGAUUAGGAUUCUCGAACUACGCAUUAGGUAGGUAUGAAGAAGCUUUAGAGGCUUACUCUAAGGUAUUAAAGAUUGAAGGUGAUAAUUCUACUGAAGCUAUGAAGCGUGAUUACGAAACAGCCAAGAAAAAGGUUGGUGAAUCAAUUAAUUUGGAAAAGCACAAACCUUCUGUAGAAGAGAAUUCCAAGUCUCAAGAUAAUACUGCGGCUGGUGGUUUCCCAGAUUUGUCUAGUAUGCUAGGUGGUGGAGGUCUAGGCGGCUUAGGAAACCUCUUAAAUAAUCCACAAGUAAUGCAGGCUGCCCAGAAGAUGAUGCAAGAUCCUUCCGCUAUGCAACAGAUGAUGAAUAAUCCAGCUAUCAGACAAAUGGCUGAAAAAUUCUCAUCUUCUGGUGGUGCACCUAACCUUGGGGACAUGAUGAAUGAUCCGUCGGUUAGAGACAUGGCCAGCAAGUUUUUUGGUCAAAACAAGUAG
Eremothecium sinecaudum is the source of this 960-nucleotide messenger RNA. It is a transcript of the gene SGT2, whose product is annotated as Sgt2p. The transcript has a single exon. Gene Ontology annotation, cellular component: membrane; TRC complex. NCBI's taxonomy places the organism in Eukaryota, Fungi, Ascomycota, Saccharomycetes, Saccharomycetales, Saccharomycetaceae. Gene Ontology annotation, biological process: post-translational protein targeting to endoplasmic reticulum membrane. The record is from RefSeq and is a predicted model, not a curated record. The coding region runs from base 1 to 960 and encodes 319 amino acids. Gene Ontology annotation, molecular function: molecular adaptor activity; protein binding.